AGCUUGAGGGAGGCAGGGAAAGGAGUGCACCCAGGGACACGUGAUGGCUGGGUCUGGUGGUGCUGGGUCACGGCGUGGCUCACAUGGCAGCGGUGCAUGUCUGCUUGUUAUGUCACUAUGUGCUGCCUUUUUUUCUUGCCUCAGGGGGUGUGAUAGCUUACAUCAGCUCUUCAAGCUCGGCAUCUAGCCCAGCCUCAUGUCACAGCGAGAGCUCAGACAGCGGUUUCCAGUCGUCCUCUUCGCCUGUACCAUCUUCUCCAAACAGCUCCUCCUCGGAAACUGCAACGGCCGAAGCAGCGAGGGCUCUGACGGGGCACCGAAGGGCAAUCGCCUGGAGGAGACUAUUAAAACAAACCAGUCAAGUGUUGGUGGUUUGACAAAAGGCCAUAAUGGAGUCACAAAAUUUAAUGGCAUGGUUCUUCUUUGCAAAGUCUGUGGAGAUGUCGCUUCAGGAUUUCAUUAUGGUGUUCAUGCCUGUGAGGGCUGCAAGGGUUUUUUCAGAAGAAGUAUUCAGCAAAACAUCCAGUAUAAGAAGUGCUUGAAGAAUAACAACUGCUCGAUAAUGAGAAUGAACAGGAACAGAUGCCAGCAGUGUCGUUUCAAAAAAUGCCUCUCUGUUGGGAUGUCAAGAGAUGCUGUUCGAUUUGGCCGUAUUCCCAAACGUGAAAAACAGAGGAUGCUGAUUGAAAUGCAGAGUGCCAUGAAAACCAUGAUGAACAGUCAGUUCAGCGGUCACUUACCCAAUGAAGCAUUAACGGAACAUCAAGAUCAAACACCUCAAGAAGACCUUUCCUCCAAGCCCAAACAAGAGCGGGAAACCAUCAAAAGCCCUUCCCCGCCUCCUAGUGCUGACAUGGCUAAGGAAGAAGUGAUUGGUAUGGUUACUAGGGCCCACAAAGACACUUUCAUGUACAACCAAGAACAGUCCCAAAACCCAUCAGAGAUGAUGCAGUCCCAUAGUGGGGAGAGAAUGUCAAAGAACACUGAGCAGUACAUCUUGAGCAGCGAGCACUGUGUUGGUGGGCUCGGUGGCCCUCAGUACCCUGAAAGUGAGCAGCACCUUGGGGGACAGUACAAAGGGAGAAGUGCAAUGCAUUAUCCAAGCGGGCACACCAUGUGCUUCACAAAUGGCCACUGUACGAACUUCGCCAGUGGUUAUACUCCGCGACUGUGUGACAGGAUCCCAGAAGAUGGCUUUUCUGCAAACAAGAGUACCGCCUACGCGUGCAGCACCGGAGGAAGAAUGCAUCUGGUCUGCCCAAUGAGUAAGACUCCCCACGUGGACCCAAACAAGUCUGGCCAUGAAGUCUGGGAAGAGUUUUCCCUGAGUUUUACCCCUGCAGUGAAGGAAGUGGUGGAGUUUGCCAAGCGCAUCCCAGGUUUCCGAGAUCUCUCCCAGCAUGACCAGGUUAAUCUUCUGAAGGCUGGGACCUUUGAGGUUCUGAUGGUGCGGUUUGCCUCUCUGUUCGACGCGAAGGAGCGCACCGUCACCUUCCUCAGCGGCAGGAAGUACAGCGUGGACGACUUGCACUCCAUGGGAGCUGGGGACCUCCUCAACUCCAUGUUUGAGUUCAGUGAGAAACUAAAUGCCCUGCAACUUAGUGAUGAGGAAAUGAGUUUGUUCACAGCGGUUGUGCUGGUAUCUGCUGAUCGCUCUGGAAUAGAAAAUGUCAAUUCUGUGGAGGCACUUCAGGAAACACUAAUCCGUGCAUUAAGGACCUUAAUCAUGAAAAACCACCCAAAUGAAGCCUCUAUUUUCACAAAACUUCUUUUGAAAUUACCUGACUUGCGUUCCUUAAACAACAUGCACUCUGAAGAACUGUUGGCCUUUAAAGUUCACCCAUAGGCCUUUGGGUCUCACCUGUACUUGGACUUGCCUCGUUGUGGAACUGUUUUGUGCUAAGCUACGUGUUUAUACCAUUGUACCACUUGUGGGAGGGGGCGUUCCCAGACUGUGAGC
Molecule: messenger RNA, 1960 nt
Organism: Merops nubicus (carmine bee-eater)
Lineage: Eukaryota; Metazoa; Chordata; Aves; Coraciiformes; Meropidae
Product: nuclear receptor subfamily 1 group D member 2-like
Biological process (GO): cell differentiation; hormone-mediated signaling pathway; positive regulation of transcription by RNA polymerase II
Molecular function (GO): zinc ion binding; RNA polymerase II cis-regulatory region sequence-specific DNA binding; nuclear receptor activity
Source: RefSeq, a predicted model, not a curated record